AUGGUGGAGAGGAUAGCAGUGGUGGUGGUAGUGGUGGAGGGCGGUAGCGAUGGUGGCGAUGACAAUGGUUGUCAUGGUGGUGACAACACCAGUGACGACAACGAUAGUGGCGGUUGUGGACGUAUUGGCGAGGGUGGUGAUGGAGCUGGUGGUGGUAGUGGAGGUGGGUGCUAUCCUAUGGUGGAGGCAGUAGUGACAUUGAUAAUGACAAUAGAGGGUGGUGCUAGCUGUGGUAGUGGAGGGUGGCAGUGGAGGGUUUUUGUGGUGGUCGAAGGUGGUGAUGGUGGUGGAAGAGGAAGUGAGUUAAUGGCAGUUGUGAAAGUUGAUGGUAGUGACGACGGUAGUGGUGACAGGGGUGGCAACUAUGAUGUUGGUGGUCGUAGGAGGAGGUCGUGGUGA
This is a messenger RNA of Lotus japonicus, 399 nucleotides long. RefSeq lists its product as uncharacterized. Bases 1 to 399 code for a protein of 132 amino acids. The record is from RefSeq and is a predicted model, not a curated record. NCBI's taxonomy places the organism in Eukaryota, Viridiplantae, Streptophyta, Magnoliopsida, Fabales, Fabaceae. The transcript has 2 exons.